AUGAAAGGUUUAAAGAAGACAUUGCUUAGUAGGAAUAAAUCUCAAGACUCGACAUCCUCCAAGCACAAAGAUUCGAAGCCUUCCGCCACUGCGGCAGCAAAUGCUGCCCCGCCUCCGCCUCCGCCCAAUUCAGCCAAGCCAUUGCAUUUGCCGGCUUCGGCCGUCGCCAGUCUCAAUCAUCUCGCACAUAAUAACAGCAAUCACUCUCUUCCGUCUACGAACGGCACCUCUCGCGCCACUCCUGCUCCCACUCCUCCCGCUCCAAACGCUGAUCGUAGAUAUGCUACCCCGCCCAACCCCGCCCCGCCCAUCGUAGUGGUCAGCCCCGAAGUCUCCAGUGAGCAAGCUGAUAGACAGAUGCUAAGCAUGGAUUCCGCUGGCGGCCCUUUGACUCCUCCAAGAGCGAAUACUUUCAAUCGUCUGCGUCCCACAGGACCGAAGGAUACUAUCCCCAUCGUGGGCAAGCCACCACGAAAGCAGAGAAGCAGUCGCUUCGUGGUGAAAGAGAAGGUUGAGAUAGAAAGGUUACCGCCGUUCCUGGAGACACCGCCCAGCGAGAGGUCGCAGCUCUUCAUACAAAAGCUCCACCAAUGCUCUGUGCUCUUCGAUUUCAAUGAUACCAACGCAGAGCUCAAGGGAAAGCAAAUCAAGACUCAAACCCUGCACGAAAUGCUGGAAUACAUCACUACGCAGCGUGGUGUGAUUACCGAGUCUAUAUACCCCGAGGUGGUCAAGAUGUUCGCUACCAACUUAUUCCGUUCUAUACCCCCUCCUGUCAACCCCACGGGCGACGCGUUCGAUCCAGAGGAGGACGAACCGGUGCUCGAGCUUGCUUGGCCUCACCUCAAGAUUGUUUAUGAGUUCUUCCUCCGCUUCGUCGAGAGUCCUGACUUCAAUACCAACCUCGCGAAGAGGUAUAUUGACCAGAAUUUCGUGCUCAAUCUUCUCGAGCUCUUUGACUCGGAAGAUCCUCGGGAGCGGGACUUCCUGAAGACCACGUUGCACCGUAUCUAUGGGAAGUUUCUGAACCUGCGGGCACCCAUCCGUCGGAGCAUUAACAACGUGUUUUUCCACUUCAUCUAUGAGACCGAAAGGCACAAUGGUAUCGCGGAGCUUCUAGAGAUCCUGGGCUCGAUCAUCAACGGGUUUGCGCUGCCCCUGAAGGAGGAGCACAAGACCUUCCUGAUGCGCGUACUGAUCCCGCUACAUAAAGUGAAGAGCUUGUCGAUGUACCAUCCGCAGCUAGCGUACUGCGUGGUGCAGUUCCUAGAGAAGGAUGCAACGCUGGCUGAAGAUGUUGUACUGGGCCUGUUGAAGUACUGGCCAAAGGUCAACUCGCCAAAGGAGGUCAUGUUUCUCAGCGAGAUGGAGGAGGUUCUCGAUGUUAUCGACCCUACCGAGUUCCAGAAGAUCCAGAUCCCACUGUUCCAGCAGCUUGCGAGGUGUAUCAACAGCCAGCACUUCCAGGUCGCCGAACGCGCUCUAAUGUACUGGAAUAACGAGUACAUUGUCAACUUGAUGAGUGACAACCUGGCCGUGAUUCUGCCCAUCGUAUUUCCGGCCUUGUACACGAACUCACGAUCGCAUUGGAACCGAACUAUACAUGCGAUGGUGUACAAUGCAUUGAAGUUGUUCAUGGAGAUCAACCCCGAUCUCUUCGACGAUGCGAUGCAACAGUACAAGCAACGCAAGCUCGACGAACGCCAGCAUGCUGUCGAGCGUUACGACGAGUGGCAAAAGCUGCGUGAGCAGGCACUCAAUAAUUGCGGUGGCAAGGUCCCCGAGGGCUUUGUAGACCAGGAGCCUACGCCACCCCCACCACCGGUCGAGGAUGUGGAUAUCAUGGACCUUGCAAUGGACCUCAGUGCGGUCGCAAUUGAUGCGGAGGGACCACUUGGCGACCUCGACGAGUCGGGCAUUGAGCGAGUACCAAUGGCAGAUCCUGGACUAGAUCGGCCGUUCCCGGAAGUGGGUGAGCAUUCACCCGGCAAUCUGCAUUCACGACGAAAAAGUGCGCUACCGGUCGAUCCUACGGUGUUGCGUGAUCUGCAGGCGCAUCGAAGUCUGGAAGACGCAGUGGCCAUUGGCGGACCGCGCGCUGGAGACGGGUCGUAG
This is a messenger RNA of Sparassis crispa, 2115 nucleotides long. RefSeq names its product Serine/threonine-protein phosphatase 2A 56 kDa regulatory subunit delta isoform. Lineage: Eukaryota; Fungi; Basidiomycota; Agaricomycetes; Polyporales; Sparassidaceae. Gene Ontology annotation, cellular component: protein phosphatase type 2A complex. The transcript is spliced from 8 exons. Bases 1 to 2115 code for a protein of 704 amino acids. Gene Ontology annotation, molecular function: protein phosphatase regulator activity. Gene Ontology annotation, biological process: signal transduction. The record is from RefSeq and is a predicted model, not a curated record.